This is a messenger RNA of Hordeum vulgare subsp. vulgare (domesticated barley), 623 nucleotides long. RefSeq lists its product as uncharacterized. NCBI's taxonomy places the organism in Eukaryota, Viridiplantae, Streptophyta, Magnoliopsida, Poales, Poaceae. Bases 118 to 426 code for a protein of 102 amino acids. The transcript has a single exon. The record is from RefSeq and is a predicted model, not a curated record.
GGCCAUGAGAGGUGCCCAGUACCAAAGCUCUCCAUCCAUUAUAAGCCGGUGCCGCUCCUGGCUACUCGCAAGACUCUCCUCCACAGUUGCCCUGCACCAACGGAUCGAUUAGCUAGCAUGGACAGAAAGGUGUGCAUCUCUCUUGUAAUUCUCGCGCUUGUACUCGCUGGCCCGAUGGCGGGGGCGGUCUACAGCAUCGACGAGGCGGCGAUGCCAACGUCCCUGUCGAUGAACCUGGAGUCCGGCAUGGCGCCGGAGCUCGCGGUGGUGGACCUGGAGCUGGAGGUGCACCGCCGCGUCCUCGCCGGCGGAACCCUCAACGUCCUGGACGCUGACAGGAACCGCUGCAUCAAGACGUGUCACCCGGACGGGCAACCUUACACGCCGGGAUGCCUAAAGAUUUACCACUGCAAGGGAGGAACCUGAAUAAUCCAGCACUACGUCCGGGCGUCGACGCAACCCCUCCUUCCUGCCCGGCGUCCGUGCCCGUCCAUGGGUGCACUCGCGCGUUCCGUCCAUGCAUCCAUGUUCUAUUUCCAUUUCCAUUCGGCAUUUCCUACUGUUGUUGCUAUUGCUAUAUAUGUAUGUAUAUCUUGAAAUAACCGUCUUUUAAGGGGAACUUU